This is a messenger RNA of Australozyma saopauloensis, 1302 nucleotides long. RefSeq names its product glutamate N-acetyltransferase (gene ECM42). The transcript has a single exon. Gene Ontology annotation, biological process: L-arginine biosynthetic process; L-ornithine biosynthetic process. Lineage: Eukaryota; Fungi; Ascomycota; Pichiomycetes; Serinales; Metschnikowiaceae. The record is from RefSeq and is a predicted model, not a curated record. Gene Ontology annotation, molecular function: L-glutamate N-acetyltransferase activity, acting on acetyl-L-ornithine as donor; L-glutamate N-acetyltransferase activity, acting on acetyl-CoA as donor. Gene Ontology annotation, cellular component: mitochondrial matrix. The coding region runs from base 1 to 1302 and encodes 433 amino acids.
AUGAGAUUUACUCUAGUGAAAUUAGCAGAGCUUUCGAAAGCUGAAAGAUUCGUCCCCAAGGCAGGUGUCUACCCAAAAGGCUUCGUUGUUGGAGGCAUACAUUGCGGAGUGAAGAAGAAUCAUGCUUUAGACUUGGCCAUUCUUCACAACGUUUCCAAAAACGAUGCUGUCGCUGCUGCAUGCUUCACUAAGAACAAGUUUAAGGCAGCACCAGUUCAGGUAUCUUCAAAAAUUCUCAGCUCAAAUACUGCCAUCAAUUCCAUCGUGGUCAAUUCCGGAAACGCAAACGCCGUGACUGGUACACAAGGAAUGAAAGAUGCCGAGGACAUGGUCAAGAUGACGGACUCCGUUUUGGAAAACAAGGAGAAUUCGUCUUUGGUGAUGUCGACGGGUGUCAUUGGAAACAAUUUGCCUAUCGAUAAGAUCUUGACUGGAAUUCCAAAGUUGGCCUUAAACAACUUGGGAUCCACACAUGAACACUGGAUCACCUGCGCAACUGCAAUUUGUACAACUGAUACAUUCCCCAAAUUGGUGAGUAAAGAAUUUACUCUCAAUGGCAAUAAGUACACCCUAGCUGGUCUCGCGAAAGGUGCUGGAAUGAUCUGUCCAAACAUGGCUACUCUUUUGGGAUUUUUUGCUACGGACGCUCCCGUAACCCCUAAAGCAUUGAGCCAAAUUCUUAAAUAUGCUGUUGACAGAUCGUUCAACUCGAUUUCGGUUGAUGGAGACUCUUCUACGAACGACACGAUUAUCGCCAUUGCGAAUGGAGCCGCGGGUGGUUCUCCAAUCGACAGUACUGCUGAAAGUUCCGAAGCCUUCGAAAAACUCCGCAGAGAAAUUACUCAAUUCGCUCAAGAAUUGGCUCAGCUAGUUGUCAGAGAUGGCGAGGGUGCAACAAAAUUCAUUAAGUUGACAGUUAAGGAUGCCUUGCUGUACAAGGACGCCAAGGAAAUCGCUACAACGGUCGCCAACUCCUCCUUGUUCAAAACUGCCAUGUUUGGAAGCGAUGCUAAUUGGGGUAGAAUUUUGUGUGCUGUUGGCUAUUCCAACGUGAGCAACGACUCGGUGAACGUGCAAAAAACCAAUGUUACUUUCAACCCAGUCGAUGGAUCGGAGCCCCUUCAACUUCUCGUCGAUGGCGAGCCACAAGCAGUUGACGAAGAAAGAGCCUCAGAAAUAUUGAAGAACGAAGAUCUCGCCGUUGAGAUCGAUUUGGGAACGGGUGGAGGUCAAGAAGCUCUGUUCUGGACUUGCGAUCUUUCGUAUGAUUACGUGAAGAUCAAUGCCGACUAUAGAUCCUAG